CUCUAUGUUUGUUCUCGCGACCCUAUUUCUGGACGACGGUCCACCGCCCCCGCCUGCGAGGUGAUCCAAGAGACACUUGGAGACGGCUGCCGCGAAACCCAUCCCACCAAAGAAGCGGAUGAAGGCUACCGGAAGCUCCGAUGUGACUACCUCUAAGGUGCAGCGGCAAUCGAAGAGCACAGCGGCACCGGUUAAGACCGAAACUCCAGCUGCAAAGACCCUGACUCGGGUUAACAACACUGCUCCGAAAGAAGUCGCUACUCGUCCUCGUUCGGCACGAGUCAUCAAGGCCGCUGCAUCGCAUCUCAAGGCUGAAAGUGCUGCUUCGGGAGUAGCCACAGUCCGAUCUCGUUCGGGACGGCCCAUCAAGGUGCCCACUUCGUUGCAGCCCCAGGCUGACACUGUCGCUUCGGGGGUAGCCGAUGCUCGUCCUCGUUCGGGACGGAACAUCGAUACCAGCUCAACCCGGAAAGCGCCUCGCGGGCAGCAUGUCAAGGCCGUCCCGAGGAAGCCAGUGGCCUUACCAGAGCCAGAGAUCGAAUGCGCGAUCUGUUUGGAGUCCAUGCGGCCGGCGAACUUUCCGGCGAAGCUGACUUCCACCUGCAACCACUCGCCCACUAGUUGCGGCGACUGCGUGCGCAACCUCCUUACCGAGGCUUUCGCCGGCAAGGAAUGGGUUCUCCCAGCGUGUCCGGAUUGCUCUGCCGAGUUCACGUCCAGCGAAAUUCGGCUCCUCGGCACCGCCGAACAGGCGGAGACAUUCGAGUGGCGGUUGACGAGCCAGUUUCUGCGAACACUGGAGGAGUACCGCAGCUGCCUCGAUCCCGAGUGCGACGCGGGGCAGAUCCACGCGGGCGGCGACGACACGCCCAUCGUCACCUGCGACGCCUGCGGGUUCCAGCAGUGCUACUCGCACAACAUGCCGUGGCAUGCGGACCUGACGUGCGCGCAGUACGAUGAGCGCGAGCACCACCAGCGGCUCGAGGAGAACAAAGCCUCCGAAGAACUGGUGAAGCAAACUGCGCAGCGCUGCCCCGGUUGCAGCAUCACCGUCACGAAGAUCGAUGGCUGCGAUCAUAUGACGUGCCAACGAUGCAAGACCGGCUUCUGCUACCUGUGCGUGGCGUUGUACGCCGGGAAAAACGGGUAUAUCACGUGGGAAACGGUGCCCACAAAGAAUCGUGUCCGUACUACGCCCGGUACGACCCUCACGCCCGAUAUGACCCUCACACCGGGCACGAUCGCACCCACGACCGCAACUAGUAACAGCGCCACGGUCAUAUAACGCUCUCGUAUGCGUAUAUAAACCUGGGGCAGGAGGCGUACUCGGGGGACGACGUUCGAAGACAGCUGCGUGCUGAGACAUAUGGGAUGGAUGGUGGCUAGAAGGAGGAAUUGCGGGCGGGCUUCAAAUAAGCUUUAGUCCAGUAUCUCGGUGUUAACUAUCAUUAGCUGUGAGACAAUUGCGUUUAUUUCCAUACAUAUCGUUUGUUUCUUGUAUGUACCCGGUCGUGGCGGCCGGCAGUUCCUUAUUACUUCAUUCAUCUUGUUUACGAUAUCUCCUAGGCUAGUUAUUUUCACCUUGCAUACUCUGCUCUACUCUAGGCCACUUAUUGUUAUCUCACCUGCUUCAUUAAUUCCCACACGCCGCGACGAUACCAGUCGCGGAUAAGAACCUUCAAGUUGGAUAAGAGUCAAGACCACAUUCGUACCCGUGCCAGCGCCCGUGCCAGUGCCCGUGCCAGUGCCA
Molecule: messenger RNA, 1750 nt
Organism: Tricharina praecox
Lineage: Eukaryota; Fungi; Ascomycota; Pezizomycetes; Pezizales; Pyronemataceae
Exons: 1
Coding region: 119-1285 (388 amino acids)
Biological process (GO): protein polyubiquitination; ubiquitin-dependent protein catabolic process; positive regulation of proteasomal ubiquitin-dependent protein catabolic process
Cellular component (GO): ubiquitin ligase complex; cytoplasm
Molecular function (GO): ubiquitin protein ligase activity; ubiquitin conjugating enzyme binding; zinc ion binding
Source: RefSeq, a predicted model, not a curated record